Molecule: messenger RNA, 540 nt
Organism: Aspergillus wentii DTO 134E9
Lineage: Eukaryota; Fungi; Ascomycota; Eurotiomycetes; Eurotiales; Aspergillaceae
Exons: 3
Molecular function (GO): DNA binding; protein dimerization activity
Source: RefSeq, a predicted model, not a curated record
GCAUCUCAAUCUCGUUAAUUUGUCUAUCGUGGUUUUGAAAUUGACGCAGACCCGCCAGUGUCCACAGCUUGAUAUGUAUGCUACUGUAAUAGAGGUCUGCCAGCUCAAGCAUAUAUUACGGGUGUUUUACUUCCCAGAUCGGGCGGCAAGAAUCACAUCUUUGCGGGUUACCCUCAUCUACCCCUAUCACAUCUAUUCUAUUCUAUCGGCAUCACUAUGGGUACAGAGCGGAAGACCGCUGGCUACCACCGGAAUGCGGCUCGGCGGAGGAAGACUAUCUUUAAAAAGUGUGAAGAGUUGAGCCGGCUUGGGGUCGACCUUUGGAUUAUUAUCGGCUCAACUGACCAAACACAUGUCUUCAAAUCAAGAGACCGCGGUCUGUUUGAUAGGUUUGACAGGCAAGUGAUGCUAUCGUGCGCUCGACCCAAAUGGCAAAAGGCUCAAAAGGAUAUCCUGGCACCCACCACAGCGUCUCGCCGAGUGCGCAUUAUCGAUCGGCUGCGUGCAGACCAUUCAGGUUCUGCGAUAGAGGAAAGUACA